This is a messenger RNA of Drosophila virilis, 355 nucleotides long. Its product is annotated as polyadenylate-binding protein 1-B. NCBI's taxonomy places the organism in Eukaryota, Metazoa, Arthropoda, Insecta, Diptera, Drosophilidae. The record is from RefSeq and is a predicted model, not a curated record.
CAAUUGCUCCACUCGAGGAAUUAAGAGCUCCAGUCAAAAAGGAUUAAAAGGAAAAUAUAGUUCAGCAAUGCCGCCACCACAUCACGACGAUCGUCUCUUUGGCAUCCAUUUGGGCCUGCAUUUGGGACACCAUCAUCAUCACCAUGGACACCAUGGCCACCACGGACCACCGCCGCCGCCCCAUCACCAUCAUCAUCAUCAUGGACCACCGCCGCCACCGCAUUACGAUCAUCAUCACCAUCACCAUCAUCACGGCCCACCGCCGCACCAUGGACACCAUGAUUACCACCACGGACAUGUUGACCACCAUCACCACCACCAUGGACCCCCACAUCAUCACUGCUAAGUGUCAAAA